CUAACAGUUUUGCAGAAAGGCUGAACUGCCCCUUCUCCUCCCUGCCUCUGGGCUUGCCUGCAGUUGCCAUCUCUGGUACAAUUCAGAACUUUCCUUUCCAAAACUUUGCACAGGUAAGUGAUGAGCAGCUCUGUGCACCCCAUAGGAUUGUGCUUUUCCCCUCUCUCUCUUUCCCCCCGUUCUCCUUCCCUGUCAGCCAUUCCAGACUAAAGCACCUCAAGAUUCCUGGCCUGUGUAUGGCACACCACCCAUAAUGCAACGUUUCAACUAGAGAUGCCCAACAAUAGAUUAGGUUAUUGGGAAGCAAAAAACAGAGAUAUUGGGGCAGGGGGCACAGCAAACAUAGCAGCAACAACAACCUAAAACCCAACAGCAGGUCAACUGAGGUUGAGGAAAAAUACUCAUAAAGGUGUCAAAGUUAAUUUAAAUGGACAGAUUAUUUGACAGUCCAAGAUAAAUACCUCACACGCUUUCCCUUUGAAAGCCCCCUCUCUCAAAAAUGACCAAAUUUACAGGCUGUUACUUGGUUGCAUUUUGCCACAGGCCACUGCUAAAUUGUCCAUGUCUGGAAGUAUCCUUGAAGCUCCAGCCUCAGCCAGCUGCUGUUGGGACCAGCCUUGUCUCCUUGUGCUGCUUGCUGUAGCUUUCCUGGUCCACCCCCAUAGGUCUUCCCCAGAGAGAAGCCAUUGCUUUGUGUUUACAGCAGGAUCCCAUCCAACCCAGACCCUAGAGAGACCUCUUUCGCUUAGGGCCCUGCUGAGAAUCUCACUCCCAACUGAAGACCUGGAGAAACCAGACUGGAUUCAGAGCCCCCUUUUAGGGAUUCCUCAGGAACCCCACUGAUCCAAUUCCAAGCCCUGCCUUGAUCUCCACCCUCACCCAUGUCCCCCUCCCCCUGACAGGCCUCAGGAGUGAAGGCAGCAGAAGCCCAGAGUAGUGCUCAUUUGACUGCCAUGGGUCUACCUAGGAGGAGAGAAGCCCAGCAAAAGAGCAGGUAGCCAUGCAGCUGGCAAUGGCUAGAAACCUCCCCUUCUCCUCUCCCUACAGCUCUGUGGCUUUAGCCUCCACACCAUGUCCUGGCCAUGUACAUGUAGUACAUGUGAAAAGGAUGUAGGGGUCUUAGUGGACCACAAGCUUAACAUGAGUCAACAAUGUUAUGCAGCAGCAAAAAAAAGCUAAUGCUAUUCCAGGCUGGAUCAACUGAAGUAGAGUGUCCAGAUCAAGGGAAGUACGUAAGAGAAGGGAAGUCAAAGUCUAUUCUGCCUUGGUCAGACCACACCUGGAAUACUGUGUCCAAUUCUGGGCACCACAAUUUAAGAAGGAGGUUGACAAGCUGGAGCACGUACAGAGGAAGGCAGCCAAGAUGAUCAAGGGUUUUUAAACCAAGCCUUAUGAGGAAUGGUUGGAGCUGGGUAUGUUUAGCCUGGAAAAGAGGAGACUGAGAGGAGAUAGGAUAGCCAUAUUCAAAUAUCUCAAGGGCUGUCACAUGAAAGACGGAGCAAGCUUGUUUUCUCCUGCUCUGGAGGGCAGGACUCGAACCUAUGGCUUCAAGUUACAAGUAAGGAGGUUCAGACUAAACAUCAAGAAGAACUUUCUGACAGUAAGAGCUGUUCAACCAUGGAGUGGACUCUCCUUCCUUGGAGGUUUUUAAGCAGUUUGGAUGGCCAUCUGUCAUGGAUGCUUUAGGUGAGAUUACCUGCAUUGCAUGGGGCUGGACUAGAUGACCUUUGGGAUACCCUCCAACUCUACCAUUCUAUGCACAGUUUACUAUCUUUGCAUCCCUAAACUCAUGAGCUGUGCCACUGAGCAUGAAGGAGUAAUGUUCACCCCACACCUUCCAGACCAUGUGUGGUUAUUUUUCAGCUCCUGCUCUCCCAAGACAGACUUGGCCAUUCUCGGUGUCCUUCCUGUAAGGUCUGCCAUGGACUUUUCCACCAACACUGAGGUUUCGGAGUCCCAUUCCUGUGCCAUGGUGACCACAACAACAUUGCUAUAGCCAUCUUGAGUAAUCAAAAGGAAUUGCAACUCGUCCUCCUUGAUAUAUGCUGCUUUCCUCCACCCCUUUUGCAGAGAAUUUUGCCUCCUCUCCCAGAAUCUCUCUCCCUCUCUCUCUCUUACACACACACACAUGCAGAUACAGACCAAAAUAGCUCCCUGGAAAGGCAUUUAAGCAGCCAAAGUUAAUCCACCAGAGCAGGAAAUCGAGAGGAUUCCCAUUGCACAGAUCAUAAAUGGUGCUGCUUCCUUUAUUGACCACCCCCCAUCAAUUAACUAUUUUUAAUCAAAGUCUAGUUUGCACAAGAGCCACGCAAGCUGGAAAGCAUGAUGAUGGGAAACGAGGCUCUCCAGCUCAUUACAUAAUUAUCAAUCAAAACGUAUGUUUAUAGCAAACAUUUAAUGAGGAACUAAUGAGCUCCCUGGAUAGCUGAAGCUAAUAUUAUACCAAAAUCUGCAUCUCUCUCUUCAAAAGCUCCUUUUUUCUUUCUGCUGACUUGUUUGCAUUACCUGUCAGUAAUGUUCUCAUGGAAGACACGUGUUAGUUCAUAAUAUUCCCCCCUUUUUUCUGCUCCCUUUUGCCUGUUAGAAAUCAUUUUAAAGCUACGUUGUGGGGAGGGGGCAAGCGAAACAAGUAUGGGAUAAUAAAAUGCAUGUAGGCGCAGACACCAGCUGGACAGCUCAGUUGGUUAGAGCUCAGUUGGUACUGAUAACGCCAAGGCUGCAGGUUCGAUCCCCAUAUGAGACAGCUGCAUAUUCCUGCCUCACAGGGGGUUAGAUUAGAGAUCCUCAGGGUCACUACCAACUCUACAACUCUAUGAUUUUAUGACCUCUUGACACAUAUCGUUUGAAACGGCAACAUACAAAUAUAGCUACAUGAUGCAUUCUCACUGCAAGAUCAGUGGGAAACUGAGGCAUUAGACAAGAUGGUGAGAGCUCUGUGUAACAUCAUGAUGACCUUUGGAAUUCUCUGCCACAAGGUGUAGUGAUGGUUUGGGAGCUAUAAAAGGGGGAGUGGGGCAAAUCAUAAAGCUGGGGGGGGACCGUGAAGGUCAUCUUGCCUGACCACAUGGAGGAAGAGAGGAAAGUGGCACCUCCAUCUUCUGAGAAGGGUGGCUUACUUGGACAACUUGCACCCUGGAAGGGCUCAGUACUGAUGCCAGCCAUGGGUCUCCCUUACAUUUGUUUUUCUGACUCAUCACUGGGAGGUGGGAGGUGGUUACCUAGAGCCAGGGUGUGUGCCUUGAAAAGCAGUCUAGAUACCUUCACCCCGGUAUGGCUCCCCUUUAUCACAUACACAGCCCAACAAGACAACGACAAAAACCCACCAACAACAUACAAAUCAAUAUGGCUAACCUGAUCCAAAACACCCACCCACCCCACUCACACAUGAAAACAAAGACCACCACAGCCAACCACAAAUGAACAACCACACUCUAGACCAACCCCAACCUCUCUCACCACCAAAGGAACACAAGCGAACAACAAAGAACCUACACAAACAACGCUGACACCAAACCCUACAUAUAGUAAGCAAAACAGAAACACCGUCGCCUGACCCCACCCCCACCCAUCUCCCCCACCCCUCCACCACUUUCCCCCUUUUCUUCCCAAUGUCUCAACAAAUGAAACUGAUUUGUAAAAAUGUUACAUGGGGGGAAAAUACGAGAGAGACAUUGCAAACACUUUUGUAAAACAAGAAAAUCUUUAAUAAAAAAAGAAGGGGAAAAAAGAAUUUGAAAUUAACAACAAAAAAGAAAAGAAAAGAAAAGCAGUCUAGAUUUUUUUUAAAAAAAAAACCUAAAUAUGCAGAUGGUUGUGAUGCUCUGCUUCCUUUUGCAGUUCCCCUUCCAUUGCCCCUUUGGAAGAGAUGGCCUCUGCUCCUCCGAUCUCUGGCUCUGUCGGAGACCAGCCUGUGAGCCAGCUGGGCUCUGUCCAAACUGAAAUGCAAAGGCUGUUGAAGGCUGGUAUAUGUCUUUUCAGCAGCAAUGAGGAAGGCCAGGCUUUGGCUGCCUUCAAGAAGGCAUACAGGCUCUCGGGUAGCCUCCCAGAGCCUCGCUCCAAAGCCAAGUGUCUCUUCAACCUCGGGGCGGCUUACAUUGCCACCGGCAAGCCCCAGAAGGGCCUCAAGUGCCUGUUGAAGGCCAAGGAACUUGGAGGUGAGGAGAAGGAUGGUGACCUCUCCUUCAACGUGGGCGCGGCUUACGACGACAUGAGAGAAUACGCAAAAGCCGCAGAGUUCUACGGAAAGGCCAUCCAGGAAUACGACACAAAUCAAACGCAAAGCUCAGCCGAUGCCCUGAUCAAGCUGGCCUAUUGCCUGGUGAGCACAGGUGACGUGGAGUCAGCCGCACAGUCUUUCCGCCUGGCCGGCCAGGCCUACCAAAGGGUGCAACUCCCAGAAGACGCAGCCAUGGCUAUGAGGGAGGCAGCAAAUUACUUCCUGCGAAGCCCAGUGUACUCCCCUGACGACGUCUUAGAGAGCUUGCAGGCCUGCAGCCGGUUGUGCACCAAGAUAAGGAACCAGGAACUGCUGGGUAUAGCUAAGUACCUCCGUAGUCCCCAUUGGGUCUCCUUAAGGAAAAAUCCUGCCACCCCAGAAAUCUCAGGGGGCUGCCAGAGUGCCCUCUAGCCAGAUGAGCUACUCUGCCUUUGGGACCCAGUUCCCACCCUUGAUCUCAGCAGGAAUGGGGAUUUCCAAAUGCAGGCUUUUUGAUAGACAAGUAUUAAGAUGAAGUGGAAGAAGAAAUCUCAUGCCCAGGGACAGUGUGUGUGAGAGAGAUGUACUAACACAUUCUUCCGCUAGAAAGGCUCCAAGGGCAACUUACAUAUGAUAAUUAAAAACAAGAUUGCCCCUGUUCACAUGUUUACAAUGGGCACAUCACAAAGGGAAAGGAGGGGGAGGGAAGAGGAAAACAGGCAAAUAGGCUAGGGUUACCAGACGUCCCCGGAUUCACCAAUCUGUCCCCAGACAAAAUCUGUCCCCGGUAUGUCCCCGGAUUUUAAUUAAUGUCCCCUGAUUUAUGCCUGGGGACUUCCAGUGAGGCAACAUGGCGGGUGCUAUGGCAGCGAGCAGCACUGGAGGCCCUGGCCAUGUCAAAGUUCGCUGAUGGGCUGCCCUUCUCCCUCCUCGGGGAAAAGCCCCCAAGAGCCUCACACACGCUCCAUGCGGCUCUUUAAAGGGAGCGCUGAGCAGAGCCUCCUGCCUGCAUUCACUUCAUAAGACGCACACACAUUUCCCCUUACUUUUUAGGAGGGAAAAACGUGCAUCUUAUGGAGUGAAAAAUACGGUAGCUGAAGAUGGCCUGUUCCAAGUAGGGAUGGGGGCUUUGCCACUUCUUGAGUGGGAGGGGCAUCCUCUGAGCCUUUUCUACACCCAGGGGCCCUUUACGUCUAGGGGCGAGGGGGAUGCUCCAUCCCAGUGGAAAGACCCAGUCUUUGGGGAACACAUUUCCUCUGAGUCUUGCUCCCUUCAACUGUGCAAUGCCUACAAGGUUCUGCUUGAUCAACUGGAAAGAUCCCAAGCUCCCUCCAGCUAAUGUUGAGUUUUCUCUCUCCACUUUGGCUCUCAGGCAAACUCUACAAUCACCUGGGGCUGCACUAUGCGGAAAUGAGGUGCUUCCAGCAGGCAGAACAACACUUUGAUGCAGCUCUCCGCCUUUGCAGCGGAAAGGGCUUUUCGGUGCGGAAGAAAGCUGUCCUGUUGCAGAACCUGGGGGCUGCCUGCAACGCCCUGGAGUGCUUCGAAAGGGCCUUGCGGUACCACAGCGAAGCAGCUGACAUGUACGGUGAGUUGCAUUGGGUUAGGUUUUUUUAAGCCAAUUUAUUCAAGUCUUAAAAACACAUUGCUGUACCAAUACAUAGAGAAUGAUGUGACAUAAACAAAAAACUUAAAUUAUUGUCCCUAUUCAUAUUACUGUUAAAGAUAAACAAAAUACCUACUUCUUAAUACAAACUUUUGUAAUAUUUGGUUGUUUUGAUCACAUCAAAUAAUUAAUUGCAAUCUUUAUUUUGUUCACAUAUCUUUGCAUGUCAUUGUCUGUUAAUUUCUGCUCAGCUUUGUUUGCCAGUUGGGCCUCUGUCUGUCAGCUAACAAAGCUUGUGGGUCACUGGUCUCAUCUGUGUGGCGCUGUGCUUGUUCAAUUCAUUUGCACUCCUUCUUACCUAGAAUGUUACAAUCCCUGUUUGAAAACAUGUCCUCCCUGAGUUUCUAGGCUGGGGUAUGCAUUGGCUAAGCGGCUUUGCAGAGAUUUGAAAGACUUAGAAGCUGAAAGUACCUGGUCCCACCACCUCACCACUCAUUGUGCCUCUUUCUGCUGGAAAGAGCCAUGGGAGGCUACACAGGGCUCCUUGGUAAAGGGAGGCGGGGUGUUCUUCGCUUUCCUCUCUGUCCUAUUUGCAAGGAGGGCUUCAGAUUCUAAGCUCACGUGGUGGGAACCAGUUUCUCAUGGCUGCCUCUUGCAGGAGAGAGACGGGAAGGGGUGGAGCUUGGGAGACGCCAUAAAAGCAGUGGUGGCCAAACUUGGCCCUCCAGCUGUUUUGGGACUACAAUUCCCAUCAUCCCUGACCACUAGUCCUGUUAGCUAGGGAUGAUGGGAGUUGUAGUCCAAAAACAGCUGGAGGGCCAAGUUUGGCCACCACUGCCAUAAAGCAAGCACUGGUUGAGUGACAAAAAAAAAGUCCUUAUUUCUGCCAGGCUGCCUCCUUAGGCUAAAUUAAUCCCACAGCCCACCUAGCCCCAGAUCACCUCCGCUGGCUGGCAGCCACACUCUUCAAGGCCUCGGGAAGACAGCACUCAGUCCCACCACUGGCUCCCUGAGAUUCUCCUCCUCCACCAAGUGCUGCCCUCCAAACUGCAAGGGUGCUGCACCCUACUAAACCACUUCCAGCCACCCAAAGCUCCUCCUCCCUUCUCCACCCUCUCUGUGCCUGUGUAAGCCGCAGCAGGUAAAUGGCACCUUCAGGUUCAGAGGCAGUCUACCUCAGAAUAUUGGGGGCAAGCAAACUUGCUGCUUGUUGCACAUCAGCUUUAAAGAGUGGGUUUUCAUGGGGAAAGCUCUGGGGCAAAAAGGAGCACUCUGACAUGGAGCUUUAAAGUGCAGACCUGUGUCUGGAAACAGCGGGGCAAAAGGUUAGUGGGGAUAAGCCAUGAAGCACACACACACACCCCGCAAAUUGGUUCCCUUUCCGCUUCUUUACCCUGUCUGAAAUGUCAGGAGCCAGAGCAGAUGGCUGUAUAAGGCUUCCAGUGAAGCAUGUAGAUCUCUUUGCCUCAAUUCUCAGCAAAACAGUCAAAUAAGAGACAGUAUGGUGAUUUGUAUAAUAUAUGCAGAUUGCAGACCGUAGCUUUCAUUGGGGCAUGAUUUUGGUCACUCUGAUGCAGAAUUCCAAGCCUGCAGGACUCAGGAGCCCUCACUGCCCCUGUGGCAGAUUCGCUCUCACCCUACAGGAUUGCAUAAGGCUAAAAUGUCCCCUGCUAGGGAUGUUUUCAGAACAAUAUCCUUUUGGGGGAAAGUUUCUAGAGUUCUGGGAAGGGGCUGGAUCCAUUUGCCAAGCUGCUGACAUCAUCCAUGCUGGAUCUUUUUUCUUUUUUCUUUUCUUUUUUUGCCAGGGGCACUGGGAGAGAGGGCUGCUCAGGCCCAAUGCCACUACAAUUUGGCCACUGCUCACAGCCAGCUGAAAAACUACGACAUGGCUGGAUUUUACUCCCAGCAGGCGCUGAAAGCUUUUGUGGAUGCAGGUAAGUGACUGUGGUGAAGCCCACCUUAUAUACAGUGGUACCUUGGGUUACAGACGCUUCAGGUUACAGACACUGCUAACCCAGAAAUAGUACCUCGGGUUAAGAACUUGGCUUAAGGAUGAGAACAGAAAUCGUGCGGUGGUGCAGCAGCAGCGGGAGGCCCCAUUAGCUAAAGUGGUACCUCAGGUUAAGAACAGUUUCAGGUUAAGAACGGACCUCCAAAACGAAUUAAGUUCUUAACCCAAGGUACCACUGUAUCAGGUCAGUCCUUUGGUGCCUAUGAUCCAGUAUGACCCACUCCAGCCAUCUCCAACCAGGUGCUCUCCCAAUGACUGGAUGAUAACUCCCCUUGGCCCCAGCCUGAGUCAGGGGUGAUGGGAGUUGUGGUCCAAAACAUGUGCAGAGUGCCCAGGUGGGGAAGGCAGGUCCACUCUGAUUGGCAGGGGCUCUCCAGGAACACCUACUGAUCCUACUGUAUUAGCUAGCGUGGGAUGCUGGGGUCCUUCUGUAUGCAAAGCAGAGAGCCAGUGGUGGUGUGGUGGUUAGAGGGCCAGACUAGGAGCUGGGAGACCCAGAGAGAGAAGAUUAGGAGGAGGUGCCCGGUGCUGAAGGGGCAACAGGCUUUAGGGAGCAGUUCAGACUCUGAGGAGGAGGCGGAGGAGAGGGGUCAAGGGACUGCUGAAGAACCCCAGGAGUCUCCCUCUCCUGUGUGACAAGCUGUCCUCCCCCCUGGUCUCCCAAGAAUGUGCAGAGUAAUGAGAAGAGCAGACCAGAGAGCAGAGGUGCGCAGACGCAGUUUUAGGCUGCUUGGGAAGCACCCAGGAGAGGAAGAGGCUUAGAGAGGAUGGCUGGCAGGGACCUUCAGUCCUGACCCCUGCUCCAUAGGGGCAAGACCUACUGGAGAGAGUUGCUGGGACCACUAAGCUGAGUUGCAUGUCUGUUUCCUUGAAUAAAGAGUUAACUUUGCUGACAACGGAGACCUGCUUCCUUCAUUGCUGUCUCCAGCCCUGACACUGCAGGCUCCAGGCUAAGAUCAUGAACUACAAGUAGGUUUGGGACAGAGUCACGUUAACCUCCAGGAGAGCUCAUACUAAGCAAUUUGAGAGACAGAACAGGCAGGUGGGACCAGCAGCAAACUGUUGCAAUGUUACAUGCAUGCCAUCUAGCCUGUUUUCAGAGCACUCUGCAGUAUUCCAUUUUGCCUUCUCCCUGGUUUUCCAUCCUCCUGGGCCCCCAAUUGACCUGUUCUGUAGGUAUUGUUCAUUGAGCUGUUAGUCCCCUGCGCCCCAAAAGCCUUUUUGUACUUCUGCACACCUUGUCAUUCGCUCCAUGCCUGCUAGUAUCUCCUCCUCCCUCUUGUGCUUGGGUACUGCUGCUUUGGCUACACAAGAAUCCACACACAGGCAAUGAGUUCCCUCUAAGUAUAUAAGAUGCAGCUGUUAGUGUUGUUGAGACAUUUUGGAGUGUGAGUGAAGGAAUGUUUUGGAGUGCAAAAUGCGUCUGAAUUUACGCGGCCAGGGUGGAAGAAGGAACUCUCACUGUCCCUUGAAGGCCUCUGGGGCCAGCUGCCUUAUUUCUGCUUGCAAAAUGCAAAUGGAACAAUAAGACCUGUUUUAUACAAGGUAAUCAAAUGGUAAUUGAAAGUCCUCUUAAAUGUGGAGCAAUGGGCUAUUAAGAACUUCCAGCAACUCACCACUGCAAACCUUGUUUUUGCACUGAUAUCUCCAGAAACCUACAAUGCCUGCCGCCUGACAAGGAGGUGAAACUAAAAAAGGAGUAGUUUUGUAUAUUCCUGCUUGUAACUGGGCAGACUGACACUGUUUCACUUUGAAAAGUAGCUCAGCUCAUAUGCCAGCCAAAGACCUGAGCUAGUUGCAGAUCAAAGUGUCCCCAAUUCCAGGCAAGAAACUACAAGCCAUUGACCCUACACUCCUCCUCAUUCCAUCCUGGACUUCCUGGCCCCUGUCCUGCAACUAUUGGCUCUGUUUCUUCCUCCAGGUGACUCCUAUGGUGAGGCGCAGGCCUGUGAACAGCUGGGCAUGACUCACCUCUGCCAGGGCCACUUUGGUCCAGCCAUCCGUUACUACAAACAAGCCCUGGCUCUGUUUGAAAAGUCAAAGGUACAUCUGUGUUUGUCUGCCUUGUUUGCUUUGUACUGCAUACAGAGGAGGAGGAGGAGGAGAAAGGCCUUCGAGACAUCAGGAAACUGCCCUGAUUCUCCCUCCCCUCUCAGAGGGGCUUCUAAAACUAGCAACCAUGGAAGAUAGUGUGGCACUGCCCAUGCUUCAGAGUUUCUGCCUUCAUGUCCUACUGAAAUUCAGACCUCUUGAGCUUACUAUGGGAGGCAUAUUCCCCUCCCCCUCUACUUGUGGGGAUAUCAGAAGAGCCCGGCUGUAGCUGGAUCAAUCCAAAGGGGACCUAUCUAGUUCAGCAUCGUGUUCUCACAGUGGGCAAUCAGAUGCCCAUUGUGGGAUGCCCACAUGCGGGAUAUGAAGGCGGCAACAGUGCUUGUCCCUUUUUGCAAUUGUUGGUCACCUGGAGAUCAGAGCCCGGAAGUGCAAACAGAUGAAAGGAAGAGUGAAAUUUCCUUUCUACCCUGCUGCUGCCUAUGGCACUGCUGCUGCUGACUUUGGACAGUCUGCAAUUGGGAGCACAAAAGAGACUUUCCCUCCUCGUUUUGAUGUUAAUCAUUCCCUGCCCUACCUUCCGGUGUACUGGCACAUUAUUUCUGCGGACCCAGAAAUAAACCGCAGCAAGAUUGGCCCAGUUCCAAGGCCAGGUGCCGCUCUGAAGUUGAAAGAACAGCAGAUAGGAGGCCUGGCCUGUAGGGAGGGCAGAAACUCAGUUGCCGUUCUCAGUUCCUUAUUCUUAGGCUCUUUAAUCACUUGAGAGGUGCAGAGGCAGCCUGAAUAUAGCCCUGUACCCUGAAAGCAGCACCCAGAUCACACCAUCCAGUCCCAUCUACAGACUGCACUCUUUGAGGAAUUACAAAUAAGGAACAGAGGGAGCCAGAAUUGCCUUUCUCCUGGAGAGAAAGAAUCAACACCAAACUCUUAUUGAAUUUAUUUUUAUAGCUAGAUUUACAGCAUUUUUAUAAAAAAAGAUUUAAGAGGGAUCAGUAUCACACACCCACUCCCCCACCCCACAAUUGCCAUUAUAGCUGACAAAGCAGAGAUAUAUACAUAAGUAGUUAAAACAGUUUAAAUACCCAGGAGAACAACCAACCUUCUAAUGACAAGAGGAUCAUUAAAUAAAAUAAAAACCCAAAGAACAAAACUGUAGCUUAAUGAGCACAGACCAAAGCAGCUGGUGCAAUUGGGCCAUUUAUCAAGGGCUGGAUUCUGCUGUCCAUUGGACGGAUAGGCCCUGCCCCACAUCUAAUAGUGCCUAUCGCUGCCAACCCCUCCAGAAGCAGACAGCAUCACUGGGCAGGUGAGCAAGGAGGAAGCAAUUCUUGCAUGGCCCGGGAAAGGUGCUAUCCCAGAGUCCACUGGGGGAGGGAAAGAUGGCUGGCCUUAGACAUAUGGACACCAGAACUUCCUUACAGAAACAGACUGAAGUCCAGGGUAAUCCAGCACCCAAAUUCCCAGAGUAGGCAAAGAGAUGCUUCUGGGAGCUUUAGACGCAGAAGAUAGGAAAGGGGCCCGUAUCAGGUGCAGGACAUAGGAAGUGUGCCAUAUACUGAGUCAGACCUUUGGGUCCAUCUGGCUCAGUAGUUCCCACACUGACUGGCAGCAGCUCUCCAGGAUUUCAGACAGAGAGCUCUCCAUGCCCAACCUGGGGAUUGAACCCGGAUCUUUCUGCAUGCAAAGCAGAUACUUUCCCACUAGACUACAUCCCUCCCUUUCAGCAUUAUGUACAGAAGGGCCCAUGCUCUAUUCUUGGUAUCUCCAGAUAAACCUUGGGAGAAUUCCUAUCUGAAACCCCCCCUGAAGCACUGCCAAUCAGUGUUCACCAGGGAGAGGGAGCCAGUGGCCUUCCAGAUGCUGCUGGACUCCAACUCCCAUCAUCCCCCUGACCAUGGUGACUGGGGCUAGUGGGAGCUGGAGAAGACCUACAGCAGCUGUGAGGCUCCCUGUUCCUGGUGUAGAUGAUUCUGAGCUUGAUGGACCAAGGCUCUGACCUGGUGCAAGGCAGUUUUCUAUGCCCCUAAGCAGUGCAAAAAGUCACUUCCUGGCAUACCACUGAACAUGGAGGUUCCAUUUAGCAAUCUCAGUUAAUAGAGGCUGUUGGACGUCUCCUCACAUUAAGCCAGGGUGACUAGCGUGGUGCCCUCCGUAUGCUGCUGGGCUCCAUUUUCCAUCAAGCAUGGUCAAGGAUGAUGGGAUUUGCAGACCAAUAACAUCUGGAAUGCUCCACAUUGAUUACCCUGGGAGUAGCUGCUUCCACUGGCAACUAAGCACAUUGCUUGGGUUGCUUAUUCAGGUGGGUUGGCCCUGAAUAGGAUUGGGGCCGUGGGGAUGGGCUAACGACACAGUUGCAGGAGUAUAGAGCUAGACCCUGCAUAGAUGUUUUUCAGGAGGGAGCCAUCAGUUACAGGUUCUCUAGCCUAGCCAUCUCCAAUGCCAUUUUCAGAUUUGAUCUGUGGCUAUUUGGAGUCACACUGAAAUAAUUGCCAACCCAGCCUGGCCAGGGUAGAGAAAGGAGGAAGGCUGAAUGGAGGCUGAGCUGGCCGCAGAGUGCAGGAGACAAGCCACUCAGAGCAGCCUUGGAAAAGGAAGAGGGGGAAGAUUUGUGUUUCUUAGGAAAGUGCAAGCCUCCCGAACCAGGAUCCUCCGGUUAGAGGGGAAAUGGCUGCCCUCCCCACUGUGGACAGAAGAUGAACUUGGCUCAUCUAUCUCAAUACUGUCGACACUGACUGGCAGCAGCUCUUCUGAGUGAACCUGUGACCUUCUGCAUGCAACACAGGGGCUUUGCCAUGGACCCACGGCCACUUUCCCAGGGUCGCUCUCGUGUUUGUCUCCCGCAAUGACACAUGCUGCAUCUCUUUGGAUCUUAUUUCCUUCUCUUCUUCCCUCAUCAACAGGAAGCAUCUGAAGUCCCUCGAAAACGGAUUUGGGAGAAAUUGGCUGCUGUCGCUAACUAUCAAGCGAACGCCGAGGAUGAGUUUGCGGAUUCGGCAAUAACAGAUGUAAGAAUCGCCGGGGGGGGGGCAGACAUUUGCACAAAUGCUGCUGCCGUGCUGGGCCCACCUUAGCUCUUCAGGCUCCUCCUGCUUGUCCCAGCAUGCUUGGCCAUUGGCUCAAAUGGGCAGCUGGCCCGGGGUGCCCUGGCGGAGCUCACCCCCACCUUCCAUCCAUGGAAGUCACUUGCUCCAGCUGUUCCUGUUCAGCUCACUCUAGGACAGCGGUUCUCAACCUGUGGACCCCCAGAUGUUGUUGGACUACAACUCCCAUCAUCCCUGAGCUCUGGCCUUGCUAGCUAGGGGUGAUGGGAGUUGUAGUUCAACAACAUUGGGAAAGGCUGCUCUAGGACGUGGGUAGGCAAACUAAGGCCCAGGGGCCGUAUCCGGCCCAAUCGCCUUCUAAAUCCAGCCCAUAGAUAGUCCGGGAAUCAGUGUGUUUUUACAUGAGUAGAAUGUGUCCUUUUAUUUAAAAUGCAUCUCUGGGUUAUUUGUGGGGCCUGCCUGGUAUUUUUACAUGAGUAGAAUGUGUGCAUUUAUUUAAAAUGCAUCUCUGGCUUAUUUGUGGGGCAUAGAAAUUCAUUCAUCCCCCCCCCAAAAAAAUCUAGUCCGGCCCCCCACCGGCCCCCUGCUGAAAAAGUUUGCUGACCCCUGUUCUAGGAAGUCAUUGUCCCCUUUUUUGGCCUUUUGCCUCAGUAAUGUUUUGUGAGUGGUAUUUAGGAUCAAAGCGAGCUGCCUUAUACCGAGUCACCAGCCUUAACAAAUAUGGCAUUGCCAGCCUUAUCAAAUUCAGCUCCCUCCCCACAGGCCUGGGAAUAUUUUUCAGUUCAAGGACCACAUUUCCCCGUGGGGGACCUUCUAGGAGACACAUGCAUAUGGUGGGCAGGGCCAGAGGCAAAUGUGGGCGGAGCAAUGGCUAGUCUCUUACCGUUGCUCAGUAGGCUGCAUCCCAGUCAUGAAAAGGCAGGCAAAAGGUGUCAUCAAACACCAGGGACACAUUCCAGCCAGGCCAAAGGACUCAAGGAGAUGCCGUAAGGGGAGACAUCAGAGGGCCGGAGAAAAAGGACUGGAGGGCCACAUUCAUUGCCAGGGCCUAGGGGUCCCCACCACUGCUCUCAGAAUCAAAUCUCUGACUGAGGUUUAGGUUCAUCUUUCCAGCAAUCUGUGUACAUCUAAACAUGACCACCAAGCUAAGUCUGGGGUGGGAGAGGCAAUUGCCAAAGAAAGGAAUUUAGCACAAGCUGCCAUUGUUGGAAUGAGUAUAAUGAUGCUAAAAUGUCUCUCCAUUUUUAUCUGUUGGGAGAAUAAUGGAGGCCAGGGUGGGUCAGGUGGGACCCUCCUGACUCCUAUAAAAGCUGUUGAUUUAGUCUUGCUUACUGGCCAGAGCAUGCAGGCAGGGACAAUGUGCUCUUGCGAGCUGAGGGUGGAGGGCAAUUUGGGGCAGGAGCUGCUCAGUUACUCCAAGGUAAACAGUACAAAGCUAGCAUAUCGGGGAUAAGGGCUGUGCUCCUCAGCGCUGCUUCCCUUUUAUACCUUGCAUGCUGAUUGCAGCAUCUGAACUGCAUGAGGCAGGUGACAUUCACCUGUCCCGAGUCUACUCCAGCUGAGGAAUCACACCUCGUCACAGCUAAUGAUCUGGGUUGGGAGACCGUGUCUGCCUUAGCCUCCUUGAGCUCACCUCCUGCUGCUCCUUACACCUCAGAACCUGCUGUGUUUGGGGAAACAGGGGCCCCUCUGGCUCUGGUGAUGGGUCCUGCUGCUCUGGUUCCUGUCCACUGACCUCCAUCUCCUCACCACCCUCUGUCGCCCAGUGAGUGCUUUCUACACCAACCUCUCCCUUUUCCAUCCCCAGCUUGCUCUGGUGUGUCCCAGUCCCUUGCUGGGAUCCUCUUCCUCCUCCCCGUUGUCCUGCCAUUCAUGACAGCAACCCUCAUUGAAAGAGCCACAGACAGAGACACAUUCAGGUUUCUUUGCAUUGCCCGACUGCAAUGAAGAGAUGGAAACCUGGGGAUUUGUGCUCUACACAGACCAUGGAUUUCUCAUCCUGUGGAUGUGGGUCUGCGAGAAUCGGCCCAGCAAAAGAAGGCUGUGCUUGGGCCCAUUUCUCUAUCAUGCUCUGUGUGUGCGUCAUGCGCUGCCCAUGAACCCCGUUAGGCUGAAUAGCCAAAGGCAUCAGGGGCUGCUGAUUGUAGUUUUCUUUUAUUCCCAGCGAUGGCCUCAUAUUCCACAAAGCCACUUUAUCUCUGUUGUUGCAAGCGGGUGUGGCGUCCAGCUCAUGCUGUGAUGAUGGCUCAUGAAAUGGGCACACAGGAAGCAGCUAUUUUUAAUUCAAAGGCUCAACCCUAGAAAUGUGGCAAUUAAAUUCAGUGCAUUUUGUGUGUUCUUAUCCUGUUCUUAUGAAACAUGCGACAAAUUUAUGCGCCACCUUCUUCUUAAAAAAACAACGGAAUUGAGCUCCUGUCCUACCUUUUUUCAGAGCCUUCUCCACCAUCCAGAAUGUGGGGCUUGUUCUCCAGGUAUCCCAUUGCAAAGAGCAGGAGCUGACAGAGCUGUUUGACAGUGGAACGGUCCCUCUCGGGACGUUAUGGACUCUCCUUCCUUGGAGGUUUUUAUGCAGAGGUUUGAUGGCCACCUGUCAUGGAUGCUUUAGCUGAGAUUCCUACAUUGUACCAUUCUAUGAUUCUGUGAGCACUGUGGUGUAGUUGUAGACCACUCCCCAUUCACCUCAAUGGAGCUUGCACAGAAGAACCUCUUGGAUGAUUGCACCUGAUGCUGAGUGUGUUUGUGUGUGAGCCAUUUUGUGCCUUGCGCACCAAAACAUCUCAUUUUUAGAGAUUCCUUAACAGCGUCAUAGAACUGUUUGAUCAGUUUGGGGAGGAGGGUGGUUUGUUUAUACAAAGAGUUCUCCAGAAUAUUCUUCAUUUUUUCAGUUUGUUAUUUAUCUCCACUCUUUAAGAUGGAUGGAUGCUCAUUUUGAGAAGGAGAAGAAAGGGGGGAAACUCAAGAUAAUUGCCUGCCUGAUUCAGUCCAACUGGCUAUCCUAGUUUCUAAGUAAUUAAGAUUGCAUUUCGUGAUUCUCAACCAUAUCAAAUUAAUGUUUACAGUUCUGUAUAGUACAGGGGAAAAAAUAAUGUGUUGCCAUUUUAAUUAAAUUAUUAAUAAAUGGCAUUGGUUCCACUUCAGAUGCCAAUGUAAUGAGAAGGCUACCGAGCUGCCUGCGUCAUUCAUCAGAAUUUCUUAUGUAUCUUUUGUCUCUAAUUGGUGGUACAUGGAAAUCCUCAGAUUAAAAUGCAAAUGUCCCCCAAUUUCCAA
This is a messenger RNA of Podarcis lilfordi (Lilford's wall lizard), 16169 nucleotides long. NCBI's taxonomy places the organism in Eukaryota, Metazoa, Chordata, Lepidosauria, Squamata, Lacertidae. The record is from the annotation of a GenBank genome assembly.